This is a messenger RNA of Staurois parvus, 630 nucleotides long. Lineage: Eukaryota; Metazoa; Chordata; Amphibia; Anura; Ranidae. The record is from the annotation of a GenBank genome assembly.
GUGCGCUGCAUCCCUCGGACACAGCGGAUCACCGAUCCACGGAAAGAGCUGAAGAUGUCAGCUCGGUCAUGUGAUCAGCUGUGUCCAAUCACUGCUGAUCACAUUGCCACCUGUCAGUGUCCACAAGAGCCACCUGCCAGUGCUCAUCAAUGCCACCUGCCAGUGCCCAUCAGUGCCACAUCAAUGCCACAUAUCAGUGCCUACCAGUGCACAUCAAUGCCACCUAUCAGUGCCCAUCUGAGCUGCCUUUCAGUGUCACCCAUCAGUGCCAGUCAGUGCCACCUAUCAAUGCCAAUCAGUGGCACCUAUCAGUGCUGCCAAUCAGUGCCAUCUAUCAGUGCCCUUCAGUGCUGUCUAUCAGUGCCGCCUAACAGUGCCACCUAUCAGUGCCAGUCAGUGCCACCUAUCAGUGCCAGUCAGUGCCACCUAUCAGUGCCAUAUAUCAAUUCUGCCUUUCAGUGCCAGUCAGUGAUGCCUGUCAAUGCCCAUCAGUGCCACCUACCUGUGCCUCCUCAUCAAUGUCCAUCAGUGCCACCUAUCAGUGUCCAUCAGUGCAGCCUAUCAGUGCCCAUCACUGCAGCCUCAUUAGCGCACAUCAGUGAAGGAGAAAAAUCACUUAUUUACAAAAUU